This is a messenger RNA of Drechmeria coniospora, 411 nucleotides long. Its product is annotated as putative ribosomal protein L26. Lineage: Eukaryota; Fungi; Ascomycota; Sordariomycetes; Hypocreales; Ophiocordycipitaceae. Gene Ontology annotation, molecular function: structural constituent of ribosome; RNA binding. Gene Ontology annotation, cellular component: ribosome; cytosolic large ribosomal subunit. The record is from RefSeq and is a predicted model, not a curated record. The transcript is spliced from 3 exons. Bases 1 to 411 code for a protein of 136 amino acids. Gene Ontology annotation, biological process: ribosomal large subunit biogenesis; cytoplasmic translation.
AUGGUCAAAGUCAGUAGCACCGUGUCGUCAUCGCGGCGCAAGAGCCGUGCCGCCCACUUCAAGGCCCCCUCUAGCCAGCGUCGCGUCAUCAUGAGCGCUCCUCUCAGCAAGGAGCUUCGUGAGAAGUACAAUGUCCGCAGCAUUCCCGUUCGCAAGGACGACGAGGUCACCAUUGUUCGCGGCUCCAACAAGGGUCGUGAGGGCAAGGUCACGUCCGUAUACCGUCUCAAGUACAUCAUCCACGUCGAUCGUGUCACCCGUGACAAGGCCUCCGGCCAGAGCAUUCCCCUGGGCAUCCACCCCUCCAACGUUGUCAUCACCAAGCUCAAGCUCGACAAGGACCGUGAGGACAUCCUGGCCCGCUCCAAGGUUGGCCGUGAGCUGCGCGCCACCAACAAGGUCACCGCCUAA